This is a messenger RNA of Sclerotinia trifoliorum, 1279 nucleotides long. The record is from the annotation of a GenBank genome assembly. NCBI's taxonomy places the organism in Eukaryota, Fungi, Ascomycota, Leotiomycetes, Helotiales, Sclerotiniaceae.
CUAAGGUUAACUAUCUUAUCGGGCUGGCGCGCUAGUGAAAAAAGUCGGACAUCCACCAAAAUUUCUCAAAUCCAUCGAUAAUCCAGCACAACGACAAGCUGGCUCAGAAAGAAACACCGCCAACAUGAGGUAAGAAUCCAAACUCCCCUUUCCCAUCAUAAUAUUCUUCAGAAAUCAUUGAAAUUUUGAGAUCUCAAUUGCAAUUUUACUUUUUGACCAUGAAUCCGUCAGUCGCAAUCUUUAACUCUGCUAACUCAUCACAAUUUUAGAAUUGAAACCUGUUACUUUUGCUCGCAGCCCUGCUACCCAAGCAAGGGCAUAACAUUCGUUCGCAACGAUGCGCGAAUCUUUAGAUUUUGUCGUAGUAAAUGCCACAAGAAUGUACGUUUCAUCCAGUCUAUUCAUCUUACGAUGCAGAACAAUCGAGACCUCAUUCUCAAACUCACAACUUUUUCUCAAUUCUUCCUAUCGCCAGACCGAAACUGACACUCUCUUUCUAGUUCAAAAUGAAGCGUAACCCCCGUAAACUCAAAUGGACCAAAGCUUUCCGUAAAGCUGCCGGCAAAGAAAUGGUCGUCGACAGCACCCUCAACUUUUCCGCUCGCCGCAACGUCCCAGUCCGUUACAACCGUGAUCACAUCGCCACCACCCUCAAAGCUAUGCAACGUGUCUCUGAAAUUCGGGCCCGUCGCGAACGUGUCUUUUACAAGAAGCGCAUGGAGGGUAAUGUCGCCAGACAAAGAGAAGCCAACAGAAAAUUGGUGGCCGAGAACGAACACUUAUUGCCAAAGAUGCGUGGAAGUGAGAAGAAGAGACUUGAGGAGUUGGGAGAAGAAGUUCAUGAGUUGGAUUUGGAGAGAGAGCAAAGAAGUGUAUUUGGAAAGCAAAAGAUCAGGCUCAAGGAGUUGGUUGAUGGUGGUGUGGAAGAGGCUGAUGAUAUGGAGAUGGAUGAUUGAGGGAUUUUUGAAGAAACCGCCACUUCAGAUUGAUGUUAUGUAUGGUUUGGGAUGGCCAUCAGAAGCUGGUUUGGAAACGACAAGGUUGUUCUGUCCAACUACUUUCGAAUCGCCAAUAUCUGGAUCAACAAUGUUAGAAUGGCUCACCAGAAUAUAUCAUGGAAAAUCAAUCUUUAUUAAGGGAGAUGGAGUUAUGGAACUAUAAAAAAAGGCGUUUGGUAUCACAAUAAUUAUAUUAGUCUACCUAGAUAUCUUAGGAAAUUUCACGAUAUAACAAUUGUAAAGACAAGAUUGAAUAUCUCGAUAUUCUUUCUAUUUACAGC